AUGACCCUGCCUCCGCUUCCCCAAAGUGCCGACAAGAGUGCCAUUUGCACUCGACUUGGGCUCAAUGAACAUACACACAAGUUGUUACUCAACGAAGCCGUGGCUGCUCGCAACGCGUUGAGCUCGAAUUACUACAGCCUGACCGAGCAAUCUAGAACCGACCCCUCUGUUUCAGAGCCAUAUAGAUGGGACGAGAUAUCGGAAACUGCAAAGCAUUCGCAGAUUCUAACUAUGGUCCGCGAUGCUUGCGCCGAGACGAAACCAUAUUAUGAUAUGGGACGUUACUGGACCCAGGUCAAUGAAGAAAACUGGGUUGCGAGAUGGUACCUCUGGCAUAGCUUCCGCUACAGGUGGGUAACCGGAGGCCACGGCGCGACGGAGAACAAGGCUCAUCUUCUCUGCAGGGAUAACCGGCCAAGGGAAAGGGCUGCGGCCAAUGUAGUUGCUUCGAACAACGGCGGAACGCAGUUAUACUAUGAUCCAGCGCGCGACUAUUUCCGCGGGUGA
Molecule: messenger RNA, 507 nt
Organism: Alternaria atra
Lineage: Eukaryota; Fungi; Ascomycota; Dothideomycetes; Pleosporales; Pleosporaceae
Exons: 3
Coding region: 1-507 (168 amino acids)
Source: RefSeq, a predicted model, not a curated record